UAUCCAAAUAUACAUUUGUACAGAAAACCAGUGUGACAUGUAAUCUAGUAGACAGGACACUUCUUCAAUGACAGCAGCUAGUCAACCACCUCGAUAGCAUGCAACUGACAUUACAUUGUCAAGACUGGCGUUAAGUACUGAAUUAGGUCUUCUUCAAUAACAGCAGCUAGUCAACCACCUCGAUAGCAACUGACAUUACAUUGUCAAGACUGGCGUUGUGUGCGCCAUGCUCUACCAACUGAACUACAGGAAACUAUUCUCACCUCAUGUAUCCUCAUUUAUUCAUAUGUAGCUACAGGUCUGCAUUCAUAAUGUACAUAUUCAUAUGUAGCUAUAGGUCUGCAUUCAUAAUGUACAUAUUCAUAUGUAGCUAUAGGUCUGCAUUAAACUAUUCUAACAGUAUAUAUUCAUAAUGUACAUAUUCAUAUGUAGCUACACAUCUGCAUAGACGAAAGUAUUGGCUGUAAGAAGUCAGACAAAACAUAUUUGCUCAUCUGUAAAUAAAUAAACAAUGUCGUGAAUAUUUUUCUAAACUGCGUUACCCAUUCCAGUCAGCUGACGGCGAUAUGCGACCUUCAGAUGGUGACGUCAUAUCUAGUGGACCAACACGACACCGGAAGCUGUUUCAACAACACGGAUACUGACUCAUUCAACCAUCUCUUUAGCCUUGUAGCCAACAUACAACCGAAAAUAAGCUCUUUCGACCAUUUUUCUGUAUAUUGAUCUCGGUAUUUUUUAACACAAUACUCUUUACGUAUCUACUAUUUAACAUAAAGUAAUUUGCUUGUUAAAUGUGUUGAUUAUACCGAGUCAAGCACUAAGCUUAUCGUUAAUGCUAGCUAGCCCGACCAUGAACUCACUGAACGACUACCCUCUUGUUAAAGAAGAGGAGGUCUGCUGGACGGAGAAAGAAGCUCUGGGGCUGAACAUUGUCCUGAAAGAAGAGAAAGAACAUUUUAGAGUGAAAGAGGAAGAGGAGGCUGUAACAUUGAACAAAGAAGAGGAUGUUCUUUUGGGAGAUGAAGGAAAGGAAGAGGAGACUGAAGAUCUGAUUAACACCAGAGAGAGACCAGACUCUCACUCUGACAGCGGGAAGAGUCCUUCAGGGGAACCAGACCCAGUGACACCCAAACCAGCGAGACAACACCACUGCUCCUACUGUGAAAAGAGAUUCUCCCUCUCAGGGGACCUAAAACGGCAUGAGAAAAAACACACAGGAGAAAAGCCUUUUAAAUGUUCCCAGUGUGAAAAGAGUUUCGCCUGGUUAAGGAGCCUGAAGAAGCAUGAGAAGAUACACGCAGGGGAAAAGCCUUUCCAAUACCAAGGGACCAGCCAACCUUUUGAUACAGGAUGCAGUGGAGAGAGACCAGACUCUCACUCUGACAGCGGGAAGAGUCCUUCAGGGGAACCAGACCCAGAGACGUCCAAACCAGCGAGACCACACCACUGCUCCUACUGUGGAAAAAGUUUUACCCGAUUACUACACCUGAAAUCACAUGAGAGAAUACAUACAGGAGAAAAGCCCAACCACUGUUCCCAGUGUGAAAAGAGUUUUAGGUGGUUAACGACUCUGAAACUCCAUGAGAGGACACACACACACGAAAAGCUCUACCACUGCUCCCUGUGUGGAAUGAGUUUUACCAAGUUAGGGGCCCUGAAUGUGCACGACAGGACACACAUAGGAGGGGAUAAGCCCUACCGUUGCUCCCUGUGUGGACAGAGAUUUAACCGGUUAAGGCAUCUGAAUAAGCAUGAAAGAAUACACACACAGGAGGAGAAGACAUACCACUGCUCUAAUUGUGGAAAGACAUUUUCCCAGUCAGAGGACCUGAAAACACAUGAGAGAAUAGAGAGGCUGUGUUCUGACUUGUGUUUUUGACCUGAGAAUUUAUUUUUUAUUUUUUUCUGCCAAAUGAAAUCAUUAUUGAAAUAGACCUACUUUUUUGUCUUAGUUUUCAUCUGGAGACUGACAUGACUCUCCUGUGAGGAUCCAAGGGUUUCUAACAUACUCUGUUACACGGAAUCAUGGCUCUCUCUCUCCAGAUGUACUGUUGCCAUGACUCCUGUGAGGAUCCGAGGAUCAGGUUACAGUGGAUCAGCGUCCAAUAGAGGGAGGGAUAUGGGGGUUUUAUGACACCUCACCAUCGAUUGUAAAUUGUAGGCAGCAGACUAUUCCUUUUGGGGUCUAAUUUAGGCGACUGGAAUGUCUCUUUGUUACCGAGAGAUUCUUAGACGACCCAAAAAACUUCAACAUCAAACAAUGGACACUGGGACAAUAUAUUCCAACAUCCGAAUGUUGGGAACGAUGAGAGAUGGAAAAUGUAAUGUCUAUUUUGUGAUGUCAUUAAAAUUGUUAUAAAUAGGUUUUAAUGAAAGCAUUAACUUCAAGAGCUUUCGCACUGUGUAUAUCAGGUUUACAUUCUUUACGUUGUGUGGAAAAUAUCAAGGAUAAAGAGAAUGUUUUUGUGAUGAUAGGAUUGUGAUUUUAGUACUCUAACGAGAUAGUAAUUCUGAUACCUUGCCUCGUAACUAGCCACGCCCCAGGGAGCCCGGGUCAGAAUGACGAAAAAUGCCUCCGUUUUUCUCCGGUAUAAAAAUAUUGAGUUAAGAAUGAUCAUAUCAGACUAGGAGGACCACGAGCUGUAGCUGAGGUCUACGAUUAGUCACGACCCCCCCCCAGCGCAAAACACGAAGAAGACAAUGGAACCUCUUAACAAUCGAUGCUACGGUUAAUUAGCUGUUCUUAGUGUCCACCACUCUGGGAUCACCGACAUGGCUGAUUAGCCGUCCUCAGGACACCACUCUUCCAGAUUGAGUGCAAAGUAAUCAGACAACUACGAAGAAGGACAUUGUGACAUUUUGUGGACAAAUCAGAGCCUUACACCUGAGAAUGACCGGAGAAGGCCAGCUGAAAUAAGAAGCAACCUCCUCAUCAAGUGGGAACCCGGCCCACGAAGGGCCCAACAGAGAGAAGGCCCAACUGAACCCUCCUCAUCAAGCGGGAACCCGGCCCACGAAGGGCCCAACAGUGAUACCCGACAGAGACCUUCAGCGCGUAACUACAUGCGUUACUUCUUACCCAGAAUAGCGGCAGUUUGGGGCAAGAUAUUAAGGGCUAUACUGUGGGCGUAGUUCCCAAAUGUAUCCAAGUGUUGCGUCUCUUUCUUUCUCUAACUCUCCAUCUUGUAACAAGUGUCAUAUUGUGUUAGUCCGCUAGGGACUUGUUGUCGUCGUAUUAAGUUUCCAAUCAAUAACCUAUACCAUGUUUGUGUAUCCUAUGUUAUCAUUUCGUUUGUUAGUAAAUAAAUAAUCAAAUCCA
This is a messenger RNA of Oncorhynchus nerka (sockeye salmon), 3319 nucleotides long. Its product is annotated as zinc finger protein 431-like. Gene Ontology annotation, biological process: regulation of gene expression. Gene Ontology annotation, cellular component: nucleus. The coding region runs from base 833 to 1879 and encodes 348 amino acids. Lineage: Eukaryota; Metazoa; Chordata; Actinopteri; Salmoniformes; Salmonidae. The record is from RefSeq and is a predicted model, not a curated record. The transcript is spliced from 3 exons.